This is a messenger RNA of Diachasmimorpha longicaudata, 3028 nucleotides long. It is a transcript of the gene wgn, whose product is annotated as tumor necrosis factor receptor superfamily member wengen. The coding region runs from base 491 to 1414 and encodes 307 amino acids. The record is from RefSeq and is a predicted model, not a curated record. The transcript is spliced from 5 exons. Gene Ontology annotation, molecular function: protein binding. Lineage: Eukaryota; Metazoa; Arthropoda; Insecta; Hymenoptera; Braconidae.
CCAGUUAGUCGUGGGCGGAAAUUAGUAGAAACCCGUCGAACUAGUCGCUCGUUUUGUAUGGGAUACUGCGUUGGGAUUGCUGCUUGACCGACGAACGCGCGCCAGUUCUCCUAGCGCCCAUCCAAACGUUACCCACUAAAGACCACACACGUCUCUCUAUUUUCCCGUUUAUUUUUUGAAUUAUUAAUCAGAUGGUCGGGAUAGUUUGAAUUCUUGUGUCGCAAGUGAUUUCUGUUAUUAAAUCCUUUGUGAAUUAUUAUUUUUUCUGUGAUUUUCUGUUGUGUCGGUUCAGUACCCCUGAGUACAACAGGCAGGAUAAGCAGCGGGAUUUUUUUUUCAGUUAGUUUUUUGUGAUUUAUUGAGGACAAUCAAUGCUAGACCCUUGGAUAGGCAUUGAGUCGUGCUAUUGGCUAUUGUGACCCUUAUUUUCGAAUUUGUGUAAAGGAAAUCAUUACGUCAUGGCAGGAAUACUUUUACCUAAGACAUCGUGAUGCCGAGCGAGGUAUAUUCCAGGCUGCUGACAGUGAGCCUGGUAUUGCUCAGUACUCUGGAAGCUAUCAAAUCAAGUGAAUUGCACUCAUCCCAACCAAAUGCUGAAUUAUGUCAGCAUGGUUUGGAAUUUUGGUCAACAGAAAAAUCUGCAUGCACUCCCUGCACGAAAUGCGCUCCCGAAUUCACCGUAAGCCCUUGUGCAGUUCACAAGGAUGCCAUUUGUGGGCCGCUAUCGGCACUAGAGUUGGACUGGUCGUUCUUGGGGAGCAGAAGAAAAGUCGAUGUUAACCAGCGGUUAGAUGUCACGGAGAAGAUGCUGUGGCGGGUUUCUGACGUCGAGGGACGACCGGAAACCCUGAGGGCGCGCGAGAGUCGACGAGAAAUUGAGGAGGAGCUGAGUGCCUCCGGUCUGGAUGAUGAGGAGGGCCUGAUCGAUCCUCAACAGUUGCAGAUAUCGCCGGAGGAGACAAAGGAGAGGCGAUCGAGUAAUGACUGCGAUCAAUUACCGUGGGACUGGCAGACUAGUGCUCUUGUGCUUGCUGUGUGUGCCUGCAUAGUAUUCUUCAUGGUUGCCGGAUGCUCGGCCCUUAUCUACGUCCGGCAAUGGCGACGGAUGAAGAGGAAUUUUGAGCCAGCUGGUCUUGAGGAGAUAUCAGCGAGGUUGAAUUUAAUGGUGAAGGCUGAGCUGGCUGAGCUCAGCGCAGGCGCCCCAAUGAGUCCAGGGGAUCCUGAAACAAGGUGCCAAUAUCUCGAAAAACUAUUAGACCGGAAGCGAGAAACUCCCGUGGUGGCUGGAUGGCCGGAAACAGGGGGAAACCUGUACAUCGAAGAGGGGGAAACGCCGAGGAGUAAGCGGGCACAAAUUGCUCGGAUUCAACGGAACAUCGAGAGCAUUCUCAGUCACAAAACUACUCGAGAAUGAGCUAUUUUUUCAGCGAAAAUAAAAUUUCUUUUGAUUUUUAUAUUAUUAUAAACACAAUGUAUGCCAGCCUCUGUAGAAAUCAUUCAACCCCAUGGUUAAUGAAUUACGCGGAGGAGAAUGAUUUGCCUUCCGCCUCCCGUUGCCUCGAGUGAACAAGCAUCGAGACACGUGGAGCAGUCAAAGGCGAUGCGCCACAAUUUUUUCAUGAUUAUUUAUUUUUUAUUAGAUUUUUAAUAACAAUUGUAAUAUAAAUCAAUGAAAUAUUGAAUUGACAAUAAAUUAAUACAGUCAAUAGAACUUUUAAUUCAUCAUUUCGACGGGUAAAUAUGGGAUGCUAAUUAUUGUGUAUUUAGUGAAAUUCAUUUCAGUGGCCGAACGGUAAAACAGUUUGAGAAUAUUCAAGUACUUUUGACAUAUUUUUUUCUUCGUACAGCACUUUUCUCUAUUUUUCUUUUGAACGUCAGGUGACAUUGCAUUGCUAAAGAUUUUAGAAUUAUUUUAUUUUUCUAAUAUUGUAAUAAGCCCGAAUUUGAAUCGUGGAAAAAUAUUAGAAAUCGUCCAAGUUAAAGACGAAUGCGACAAUUAUUAGGAGCUUCGCAGUCAUUCUGUAAUAACUUGCUAAGAGAAAUGAUGGGCAUUCUACAAAAAAAUUACGAACAAAUGACAGCAAUCAUAAUUAUAUACAUCAUUUUUAUGUAUUUAAUACCCAUUACACCGUAGUAACAUCAACAAUAUUUUUUGUUUCAAUUCUUAUACAAUUAAAUAGAAUUAAACUUUUCAAUAAUCGUAUGAUUAAGUGGGCGGGGUGUGCACCUAAGGCUUCUCCAUCAUUUAUUUGUGUCAGUAAUGAAUUAGAAUGGGAUAAUGAGUUCUCUUCUCAAAUCCAAAAAUUAGAGAGUACCUGAAUUUAAUUCAUAAAAUUUCGAUAUAUUUAUAUAUUCUCGAUUCAAACUUAUUAUUUCAUUCUAAUUGAUUACAGAUUCAAUUUUUACGAGGGUGCAUUCAUCAUAUUUUCGUAACCACCUUCCUUUAUUUUCUAUCAUUAAGACUAUCUUUUUUUCUUUGUAAACUUGAUCACAGUGUAAACGCGCUUGGUGGUCCACUUCAAAUAUUUUAUAUUCUCAAACUGAAAUUUUACACGUUUUUAUGCUUUUUUCGAAAAUAUUGAAUUCUAAUUUUUCAUAUCAGGCACUUGUCACUCAUUUUCAACAAUCCAAAAAUAUGAUGAACACGUGUGUUAUGUAAAGGUAUCUAAAAAGACUCGAGCAAGGUCACAUUAUGGAAAUAAUAUUUUUCUACAUGAAAUUUUCAUAAUUCUUGUAAAUAUCCAUACAAAUAAUUCUUACAGUUCCUCAUUCAAUGAUCUUUAUGCUUUCGAGUGCUGGAUAAGUGAGUUCUUAUGAUUCUGCUUUGAACAAAAAUGUAUGUAAAUCUAUAUAUUAUAUUAGUUCCACCAAAGUAUUGUUCUUCUCUCAAUUAACCUAAUCCUGUGUGAAUUUGUUUACGUUUUCUUGGAAUGCGAGACAAUAAAUUAGUCAUUAAUAAAUAAAACUGUAAUAUUAAAUAUUUUCCUCUCGAUAUACAGAAUAAUCAUUAAAUAACUACAACCAUUUA